UAUCGUACGAUAUACGUGUGAAAUGGAAUUUAGAAUAUAUUUGUUAUUCUAACCUGAGGAUGCCUAAAUAGAGGCUAACUGUUAUGAAUAAGAAAGCGCCAAAAUAGUAAGGAGAAGUUGACAGAAUAAUUAAAAAGUAGAAUAGCAUAUUAUUAAAUGAUUGAUGAGAGGGUAGUAGCAGUAGUAGUAAUAAAGAAAUGGAAAAUGAAGGUGGUGAGGAAAUUUCAAAGAGGAGAAAAUGGUCAAAGAAAGUAAGGAAUGCAGAGUGUGCCAGCGAGAAAGCUCGUUUGAUGAUGAUAAUAGUAGUAUUAGUAUUGGUAUUAGUAUAGAUAUGAAAACAAAUCGCAUCUCAAGAGUCAUACAAGUUAGACUUCAACACCCACCAACUAUACAAAACCCCACUUUCCUGGAAGUACCCUUUUCUUCCAAUCUGCUCUGCAUGCACCUUUUCACUUCACUCUCUUCUUCUCUUCUCCUUAUAUAUAAACACAACCAACCCCAACAACAACACUCCCUCCUUUCUCCCAUGGAAGCUAUCAACAGAACCUCCUCCACCGCCUCUUCCUCCUCUGACUCUUCCUCUUCCGACUCCAACCCUCACAGAAUCAAAGGCCCCUGGAGCGCCGAGGAGGAUCGGAUCCUCACCCGCCUCGUCGACCGCUACGGACCCCGCAACUGGUCCCUCAUCAGCCGCUACAUUAAAGGCAGGUCUGGCAAGUCCUGCCGCCUGCGCUGGUGCAACCAGCUCAGCCCCACCGUCCAGCACCGGCCCUUCUCUCCCCAAGAGGACGAGACCAUCAUCGCCGCCCACUCCCAGUACGGAAACAGGUGGGCCACCAUUGCCCGUUUGCUGCCGGGUCGAACCGAUAACGCCGUUAAGAACCACUGGAACUCCACGCUCAAGCGCAGAGCCAAGGCUUUUCUUGACAUUAACGUCAACAACGCCAACAACGAAGGAGCCACUUCUUCUGCUCCUUCUCGCUCCUUCGAGGACGACCCGUUGACCGCGUUGACUCUCGCUCCCCCCGGUCUGUCUAGUGCCGCCGUGGCCGAGGACACCGUGCUGGAUCACCGGGUCUCGGGCGAGAGUGGGCCGGCGGGGUUUUGGGAUAUGAUGAGAGAUGUGAUCGCGAGGGAAGUGAGGGAAUAUGUGUCUUCCAAUUUUUCUGAUAACUCAAACUUUCAUUAAAUGAAUCAUAAUUGUUUUUGUCUCUU
Vigna radiata var. radiata (mung bean) is the source of this 1215-nucleotide messenger RNA. Its product is annotated as transcription factor MYB4-like. Gene Ontology annotation, molecular function: RNA polymerase II cis-regulatory region sequence-specific DNA binding; DNA-binding transcription factor activity, RNA polymerase II-specific. Gene Ontology annotation, cellular component: nucleus. Bases 239 to 1189 code for a protein of 316 amino acids. The transcript has a single exon. NCBI's taxonomy places the organism in Eukaryota, Viridiplantae, Streptophyta, Magnoliopsida, Fabales, Fabaceae. The record is from RefSeq and is a predicted model, not a curated record. Gene Ontology annotation, biological process: regulation of DNA-templated transcription.